Spirodela intermedia is the source of this 8830-nucleotide messenger RNA. Lineage: Eukaryota; Viridiplantae; Streptophyta; Magnoliopsida; Alismatales; Araceae. The record is from the annotation of a GenBank genome assembly.
AUGAGGCAUGAAACUUGGAGACGUGAAUGGGGAUCGCUGAACUGGCCCUGUCCGGCCCAAUUUUCUGAAGGAAACUAUAUGAAACAGAGCACGCUCCCUCCGCCUGCCCGCCGUUCUUUGGCUGACCCUGCUCUCUCUUUCUCUCUCUGUGUGCUGUACUUUGGGUUUGACGAGCUAGUUGGCGGACCUUCGUCUGGGAGUCUUCCUGGACUGCACGAUGUCAGGUUGACGGAUUUCGAUGUUUCUCCGGAUUUUCGGAACAUCUCAUUUUCUUUUCUGCUUUCCUGCUUGUGAGCGUAUGAUAACUCGAUAUCCUUGCCUGACCAGAGGAAGAAGGAAGCGAGGAGGAGCGAGAGUUGUUCAACGGAGCCGUCGAUGGUGAGCGGGACGAAAAAGGUGGAAAUGAAGUCGAAACCAAAGACAAGGUGGAGGAAACGAAGAAAGAAAAUGGAAGGAAGAAGAAGAAAAGCAAUAUUGUGUCUGUUGAAGACGGCAGCAAGAGAGGGGUAUGUUAUCUUAGCCGCAUCCCGCCUAACAUGGACCCCGCCAGUCUCCGACACAUGCUCUCCCAGUACGGUGAAAUUGAUCGUAUCUAUCUCGUCCCUUCUGGUAAUGCACGACCAUAACCAUCAUAUUUUCCCAGAUUUUGCUAGCAGAGAUGGCGUAUGAAUGAGUAAAUAUCCUAUGGUCUUACUCUUUUUUGGGCCUGGGCAGAUACCUCGGCAGCUCAGGGCCGAAGGAAAAGGUCGGGUGGUCCCAGAGGUCAAGCAUUCUCUGAAGGGUACAGCAUAGAAGCAAAGUGCUUGAUGAUAUGACUUUCAUACACUUUAUCCACUUUAGUUUAUGGGAUCUCUGUGAUUAUUGAAACUUCGUAGGUGGGUUGAAUUUGCGAAGAAAGGUGUUGCGAAGAGGGUUGCAAAUAUGCUCAACGGAGAACAGAUGGGUAUGUAUAUUUUAAGCCUUAUGAACUACCUGGUGAUGGCUCACUAAUUCUUUUUUCGUUUUAUGAAGCAUUGUAUGGGGCUGUAAUCAAUCUUAAAACUGUUAGCGUUUAUUUAACGUUUGGUUGCCCUUAAGAUACCUGUUAAAUUGGAUUUUGUGGUUUUGUCUUCUACCUGGAUUGCAGCGCCUCUAACUUUGUGAAAAGCUCUUCUUAUCACUGGCUUGGUGUUUGAUAUAACACGUAUCUUAAGGACACAAAUUAGUCCUGAGAGUAACUAACUAGGUAUUUAGGGGACAUUUCUCCAAAAUGAUAAUGGAAUUUGGAUGUAACAGACGUUCUCUUGAGUUUUCAUCAUAAAUUUUGAAAAUUCAACCGUUUUAAUGAACAAGAAGGUUUGGUUGAGUCAUCAAGCAACAUGAAAUAGUUUUGUGUUACUGAUGUUUUUCGAGGUUCUUGGCGUUUUUCAUAGCAGUAGUCCGUAGUUGUCUUCUACUUGGGAAGGUGGCAGCAACCUCUUUUGAUUGCCUAGAUAAUACAAUUAAAUUUCAGGCUUGCCAUGCUAGUUGGGCUUGAAUAUUGGAUGACCCAUGACUUUAUAACAGCAAGGUCACCCCAUAACACAUCAGAGAUUAUAAUUUCUGAAGCUUCAAGAAAGUUAUCAGCUGUAGUAUCCUUAAUGACUAUGUGGAUAAAUUUUUAAGUAAGAUUCAAACAUUUAUUUAGAAUGACCUUUGUGUAAAAUGCUUCAAGUUCAAGAAAUAACGUUUUCUAGAAGGGCAACACACGAAAUUUCUGUGGACCAAAAUUGGCAUCUCAAUGUGGAAUGCUCCUUAAGAUAACCACCUAGAUGUGAGAGACUCUGGGGUGUCUGCUAUGCUUGUCUUGGAGAUCAUGUGUUGGAUGGUAAUUCUUGAGGCAACACAUUGGGCAGGGGUUGUGGGAAAGAAAUAAGCAUUAUAAAAGAAUCCAGGAACGUAGUCAUCAUUUUUAUUAGAAUUGAGGGGGGGAGGUGACUUUCCAGUGUAUUAUAACCAUGGCACCCAGAGUUUUCUGAUUUCUAUCUUUUCGGGAAUUAGUGUUGCCCUACUGAUAUGAAGGCUGGAAGGGAGAAAUGUGAUAACCUGAGUAUUUAGUUAAGCGACCAAGUUGGACUGACUAACUUGAUUAGUGUACUGUAUAUGCCCAAAUUCAGCUGAUCCUAGAGAGCGCAACUAAUUUUCAAGUUGAUCACCCCCUAUCUUACUAUGUUCUCUCCAGUUCUUGUGCUGCCAAAGAGGAAGAAUGUCAAAAUGCAGGAUGAUGACAGAUGAUUGAAGUAGAAAACGAGGAAAGGAAAACUGGAAGAUGGGCUAGAAGAAGGGAAGGAAAAAUACGGUAAGCAACUCAUUAGAGCUGCCGCCAAAUGCUGUUGACCUUUUAAGUGGUGCCACUGACCCUGCACAUACGGAAGAAAGAAGAAAAGGGAUCAUGUGCUCACUGCUUUGGAGGGGACAUUAAGUUGAAUGUUUGUGUGACAUCUUAUGCCAUAUUCAUGUACAUGUUUAAUAAAACUCUAGGACUGCCGUUCUUCUAGUUUUACAUUUUAUAGACAAAUGUGGUGCUUUCACCGCCAUAAAAGAAAAAUAAGAUGGUAAUCUGUUUUCAUUAUUUUGGAAUUAUUAGUUUAUGAUGAUUAUGCUGGAAGUCUCUCAUGAAGAACUGCCUGAGGGAAGCCAUUUUCAAUCUCAACUACCCUUUGCAAUGGAAAGAUGACAUGAGAGCAUCGUCCCUUUAUUAGCUGUGUGAUUCGAAGUAAUCCCAUCCACUUGAAGGUCUUGGAUCACAAAAAUUUACCUAAUCGGAUAUGAAGAAUCUUUGGGUGAAAUUUUAGAUCAUCGUUGUUGCUGCUAUCUUAUUAGUUUUCCUGUAUUGGAUAUAUCAUAGUUUAUAAUUCUUCAUGUAUUCUUUGUCUAAUUUUGGAUCCCUUUAUUACAAGAAAAUAAAUAGCAGUGUCUUUGUUGAAUACCUAUGGACAAUAAGUCUUGUAUUAUUAUUUUCUCUGUCCAUAAUUUUUUGAGGCGGGUGUUUUAGUGGUUCUGUUGUUUAGAUUUUUCUUCUGGUCAUUUUGGUUGUCAAAUAUCUUUUGGUGUUUUCUUGUUUUUAAUCUCGUUGUCAUAAUUUUCAAGAUGUUGCUGAGGGAAGUCCUUUGUGUGAAGGUGGUAUGGAUGCCCAAGGCAUCUAUGCCACCUUGUUGAGUAUUGAUGCGACCUAACACAAUUUAUUUAAGGUAGGAGGGGAAAGAGUCGAAGUCAUAAGCAUAAGGACGGUUUUAACAAAUGUCCAGGGGGACUGGCAACAGAAAUAGGGUUCUCGAUGGAGGGAAAGGGUAUGGAGCCUUUUGAUGUUAAGGGGAGAGAGGGAGCGUCUUGAAAGCUUGUGGACAGCUUGGGGUUCCGACGGAACUCUGAUUUAUCCUUCUUUGUAUUUCCGUUCCUUGGCUACUGUUCAAUCAUGUUUUUUAUGCUAGUUUCCUUCACUACUAUCCGGGAUUGGCCUAGGUUUUCACCUGGGCCACCCUGUGGUCUUGUACAUAUUUCAGGCUGCUUGGGUAGACUUGGUUAAGGCUUCCAACUCCAUGCCAAGGAUCAAUGUUUGUUAUUCAAUCGUGUUUGAAAUAAAACUGAAUAGUGUAAUUCAUGUUAUAUGGUCAUAUCAUAUGAUCAAGCAAUGGAUAGUGUUUGCACAAUUGAUGUGGGACAAUCAGACUGUACUAUUAAAUAAGUUGAAGUCUUAUGUAACUAAUCGUAUGAAAUAUUAUUAUUCUAAAACUGCGACCAUAAAGUGAGUUAAAAAUCUUCUCAUACAUUUUUUCACGAUUUUUAGUAAGUUUUUAUCAACGUAACUUAUGUAUUAUAAUUUGAAAAUUAAAUAAGCAUAUUUUAAAUUAAGAUAUUCUUGAAAUAUUAUUUUAAAUGAAAGGUAAAAUUAUUAUUUAAAUAACUUGGCUGGACAAUUUUUACUUGCUGAUGGUGAUUAUUUAAUUUAAACAUUUAUUUUAUGACACUAAUAUUUUGCAGACAUAACACUUUCACCUAGGAAACCUUUGUUCUUCACCCUUUACAGGACCUAGGUUUGACUUCUAUUACAAUGUUUAUGCUGGUGAACUUUUUAAGGUCUCCUGUGUGCCAGAUGUCCGUGGCUAUAGGCGUAUUGAUGAUGGGCAAGAUGCCAUUUCCUAGUAUGAGAUUUCAGCUGUGACCAGUGAAUGAGUAUUUUAGAUUCCUAGUUAAAGCCGUCAUUGUUAGCAAAACUAUCAUGUUAAAGCAGCUACUUGUUUUUGUUUUCUUUUACUGCUUGCGGGUUAUUCCCUGCAAAGUGUUCGUGCCGAAUUUCCAUAGGCAAUUGUCUAGAAAUCGGAUUUCCUGCCUUGUGCAAGUCAUGGACAAAAUUUAAAAUGCAAUUCAGAUUGGAUUUCAAUGCAAUUCAGAUUGGAUUUUUUGGAUUAUACUUUUAUUGCAGUUUGAUGAAAUUUUUCAUUAAAUUAAAAUCGUGUCCAUAUCAUGAAUUCCUGGUGAAUCUUAUUUUGAGUUUUUCUGUUGUUGAUGUGGAGCAUAUUCCUAGCUGUAGUUCUUGAUGUUUAUUUAACUGAAAUGGAAGAAUUACAUGUUUCUCCCCAUGGUUUCCAAAAUAGAGCAAAAGAUGGAACAAGAAUUCUAGAUAAAGAAGAGAACGUUCUGCAAGACGUGUUUCAGGUUUCAUCGUGUAUAGUUUAUUUAGUUCUUUGUAUUUUUCACAUUUAUACCGUUGCUUAACUGCAUUUUGAUACCGCAUUUAUAUAAUUAUGUUGUAUUCGUAAUCUCUUUUCUUUUCUUCAGAGAUUGUCCAUGGCUAAUGCUUGGCUCUUUGUGAUUGCCCAUUAUGGUUUUUUUCUUCGUACCUAGUAUCCAACUGAUACUUAUUUUGUUUUUAGGUGGAAGGAGGAGGUCAUCCUUCUACUACGACAUAUGGAACAUUAAAUAUCUGAGCAAAUUCAAAUGGGAUGAUUUGACUGAGGAAAUUGGUAAGUUUUAUUUAGAUUAUUUGGUUGUUAGCUUGAUGCUCCUUUAAACAGGUUUCUGAUAAGAUCCCAGAUCAAGAACUACGAAUAAUUCGUAAUAGAUGAAAAAACAGUCUCUAGAACAGAAAUAACAAAGAUAAGAGCAGUAGAAGAACCCAGAACAGAUGUAGAGUCGCAUAAAACCCUCCAACCCUUCUCGUAGAUCCACGAGAUACUAACAGUGAUUUUUCCUCCCCUUCCUUCCUGCUCUGUCAGUCCUUAUAUCCUCUCCUUUCUCUCUCUCAUUUAGGCAGUUAGUCUCCUGCCAUAGCUGCUCUUGCCAUAACCGAUCCUUGCCAUGACUGCUCCAUGCCAUAACUGCUCCUUGCCAUACUGCUCCUUGCCAUCACUGCACCUUCCCUCAAUCAUGCUGACUGUUAUUGACUUAUUGGGCUUUGGGCCUUCUUCCUUCCAGCAUAUGUGUGUGGAACCUUAUCAGUUUCUGUCUGAGUAAAGUUUCAUAUCUGCAGCUUAUAAGAAUGCUAGUAGGGAGCAAAAGUUAGCUCUAGAGAUAUCUGCUGCCAAGAAGGAGCGCAACUAUACCCUUUCAAAGUUUGCACAGGCUCGUGCUAUAAAUGCUAUUGAAGAACGUCUAAACAAGGUUCUUAACACCCGACCUUUUUCUUCUUCUUCCAACAUGAUUCUUUUGCUUAAAUUUUUUACUUAAAUUGAUCUGAUAUUUAAUUCUUGAAAAAUGUUGCUGCGUUGUACGUAGAUAAACAUGAAAUGUUUUCCAAAUAUCAACAUGGAAGGAUUUAUCAUAUUUCUUCAGUGUUACAUCUUAUCAAGUCUUAGUUUAAGCUGUUAUUAUUCUUAUUGGUGGGAUUCUUGAAAUGUUCAAUUUUCAAGGAAAAACACUGACUCUGCUGCACCAGCUACUUGGAAUGUUACAUGAAUGGUCAUCCUUCGGUCUGGAGGUGUGAUGACGGUUAAUUGUAUUCUUGAUUUGGAAACUAUGAAAGUGAUAGGCGAAAUAUUUUGAUAGAGUUUUAAGAAAAUAAUCUUAUGUUAUAAGAAGAUAAAAGUCCUUGAAUGAGGAAUUUUGUCAAAUAUCUAAUAUGCUCGAUGCUUGGAAGGUAAUUAAAUUAAAUAUUGAAAAAUUGCUGUGUCAUCGAAUUGUGUAAAGAAAAGAUGCAGUCAUGAAAGUAGACAUCACUAAGUUGCGGAUAGAAAUGUGUGUUCUACUAGGAAAACAUGGGUGCUGAGGUGAUCAUCUUUUGAUGAUAUUAACUUAAAAUUUUUAGCCAGCAUGAAUUAUUAAAAUCCGUAUUAAUAUCUCCAUUCUUUCCAAAUCCUUGCUUUUUUUGUAUUUUAACGAGGGUUAAGUUACUUUUCUAAAGCAUAAUGUACUUGGAAAAUUUUUUCACUAUUAGGAGCGUUCUUACUCAGACAAGGUAAGACCUUAUGAAAUUUUGGUGAUGUAAUUGUAGAUGUUGGAAUAGUUUGCAACUUCUCGGUGAACUAGAUGCUCCUUUAUUAUCAUGGUUACUACUAAUAUUCAAUCAAAGUAAACAACUAUAGAUGAACCCAGGAAAUAUUUUAGUACCUCAGUCAUCGCUUGCAUUAAAGUCAUUGGUGUUUCAGAGGCCAUCCAUGUCUUGAAGGUGAGACUCUCUUUUGUCAACACUCAUUCUUAAUUCAGAGCGUUGGCAAUUCUCAAGAAAACAAAUGUUGGUACUUUGUUUUAGUUUCUCGAAAAUUAAAUAUGUUUUGGGACCGAAAACUCUAAAGAUGGUACUAUAACGUCUGGGAGCUUUGUUUUGGGAAGGGAGGCCGAGAUGGUGGGUGAGAAUCAUAUGGAGGAGUUGGUAGUGGACUCCAGGAUACGAGAGGAGUGCUGUAGACGGAUGGGUAUAGAGUAGGGUUGCGACUAUGUUCAAAGACUAUGCUUUUUCUACUCCGCUAUUUUCGUUUCCCUUUCCCAGCCCAUGUCGCUCUAUUAAUAUGAAGAAAAGCUUACGCAAUUUGUAGCAGUAUGGAGAAAUUCAUUAUUUAUUCUCCAUAAGAAAUAUUAUUUCUAUCCAAAAGGUUAGCUAUUGUUAUAAGCGAGAAUGAUUUGGUAGUUUCUAGAGACACAUGGAAGGAAAUGCCAUAAAGGGUGUGAAUUAAUCUUUAACGUGGAGUUUGAGUAGGCCUUCUGCAUCUUCUGCAUCAUGGGUCUCUAUGAAACAGAUCUAAUCACGUAUCAGUUCGUCUAGAUUUCGUCAUUCAUGAAUAGAGAAUUCAAAAAAUCGUUUGGCAAUGAUGGUCACCAAAAUUCAUGAUUGCCAUAUAAUUAUGAAGCAAAAUGUUGUGAAGGGUUGUGGGAUUAGGGCGUGUAAAAGGAAGGAUUUGAGCCAUAUGAAGAGGGUUUCCAACUAAUUUACCUAUGAUGGAAGGUGUAAUUAUAUACGAUUGGAUUGAUGAUAUCUGUCUAUUGGAGAAACAAAUGAACUGCAGGAAGAUAUUUGAAGAGUGGUACUAGAAAUGUGCCCAUUGAGAGGGAAGUAUGGAUGACAGUUUGAGAGCUUCAUGUAAGCUACCUCGCGAUGCCACUCCCACUGUCUGUUGAGAGUUUCAUUGAAGGGUUUGAGAGAUAAUUUUAUGAACGUAUGUCAUUGGUCAGCCUAGUGCAAACAACCUCUUGUUAUAGGAUAGAUUUGAUCUACAUCUAGUCUAGUAUUUAAUAUUUAUUCUUAUUUGGGAUUUCCAUGGUUGUAGCCAUGUCAGGCAGGUUCUUCUAACAUAGCAGUCAUCUCAGGUGUAGAGGGAGAAGUGUUAACAAGUAUAAGAAUAGCUUAACGAUUUUCAUUUUUCUUUAAUUAGCAAAGUUGAAAACGGGAUGUCCCUGAAAGUUAGUUGAUGGGGGACUAGGCGCCAUAUGGAUCCUCACCUUUUUAAGGUAAAUGUAUUUCUGUAGGAGGUCGUCUCUGUGCAGUGUUUACUAUUUAUGUUUGAAUUUACUUAACUCUGUGCAGUGUUUUCAUUUGAUAUAAAUAUCCAUUUGGGGUUAAUUACGGACCAUGAAAAUCUUCAUGGUGAUGAGUUAAAGAUUAUCUAAUUUGUUGGUGUGGUCAGACAAUUUUCGACAUAAAACACGUACUUUUGUCUUCAUGAUGGCUUAUGCAGAAGAGGAGGAAUGGAGAUGUGGGAUUCACUGCGGAUGACAGAAGUGACAAAAGGGAGGCCAAAAUCUAUCGACAAUUUUCCCAGAACAGGCCAUUUGGCAACACUAAUCAGAAGAAGGGAACUCUUUCAAAAGAUAUCUUGGCAGGGGUGGGAUUCUCUCUUCGAUACAUUAUCCAUUUAGCUGAUUAUGCUCCACUAAUGCAUCAUAAUGGUUUGAUGCUGCAGGUUUUUAGUAAUUCCUCAUCGUGAUCAAGAAGGUCUUACUGCUGAGAACAUGCCAGUUUCCUGCCGGUGUAGCUUCUUUGGAUGGCUAUCAGCUGUCCUAGCCAGAUAUAGUUUGUUGGCAGUUUGAACAUUCAAUUCUGAGGCAUAAUCUGGGCGUCCGGGCUGAUGAGAAAAAUAUCACGUACCUGCUUGAUAGGGAACUUUCUUUGUAUUCUAAGGGUUUCGUUUCGUCAAAUAUGCAUAGAAAAAAAGCAAAAGGUCUAAGUCAUACUCUGUUAUUCUUAUUUUUAUUUUUUUCGUUGUGAGCAGCGACUAAGUUCCAAAUGUAUUGUUUCUUUCCUUGUCUUAUUCAGAUCCUUGCCUCGCUGAGAGGAUGUAUUGAUUUUUGAAGAACAGUUUUUUAUGCUCUCUGCCAUUUUACUAGGCUCUGGUGGAUUGCGGUGAACAGUCUCUUUCUAAAUUCCUACCACGUCCAAUGA